This is a messenger RNA of Danio rerio (zebrafish), 4012 nucleotides long. Gene Ontology annotation, cellular component: nucleus. The record is from RefSeq and is marked validated. NCBI's taxonomy places the organism in Eukaryota, Metazoa, Chordata, Actinopteri, Cypriniformes, Danionidae.
GAGGAAGCUUUCGUUUUUUCGUCCCCUCUUGUGUUGUCUGUGUUUCUCGAGGAUUUAACGCUUUAGGAUAUACGGUCGAAUAGUUCAGUUGACCGAUCAAAGCCAAAACCAACGCACAGUAAACACUUAGUUUGCAGAGGGUCGCACUAUUGCUACACGCUAGACAGAAAGAAGACGGAAAGCUAGACGGAAACUUGCGGCCAGCGUCCGAACCUCUUCAGAAGUGACAUCGAGAAAUACUGGAUAUUGUCUUCAGUUUGCUCUGCAUUUACUCAACGGGGAGUAAAUGCUUUUAAAGUACCAGGAUUUUAUGGCAAUAUCUGAAUUGUGAGCCAGCAUCUGAAUGAAGGCAGGCCAUAUACCUGACGAGGUUUACAUCACUGUUUUAUGGUCAAAUGACAGAUUUUUUAAAACAGUUGAUAAUGAUUGAUUUGACAAUCAAAGACUUUUUAAAUGAUACCCUUUAAUCCUAUAUGUAAUUUUCUUUUUUUUUAUUUUUAUUGAUGUUAGAGUAGUAAUUUAAGUGCUGCUUUGACUAGUUGGGUUUUAUUAGAUGUGUAGGGGAAUCUAGCUUUGUUUAAUAACUGAGGUGAGACUGGAACAGAUUACAUUUAUUGGACAAUAAUUGCAAUAUUAAAAGUUAUCAUGCAUAUAUAGAAGUUUCUGAAUAUUUGCAUAAUUAUGCUCCCAACUUCCUAAACUAUUGACAUUUAUCAUUCCUAAAAAGCUGUAUUUGGUUUUGUCAAGAUGGCAUUCUCAAUGAACUUUACUCAAGAGUUAAGAGGAGGAGAUGCCUUCAUCUGUACAGAGUGUGGUGAAGGAUUUAGACUGUAUCCAAAACUUGUUGAACACAUGGCCAUACAUGGACUUACUGGCGUAUUUUCCUCUGAUGGUAUUAGUAAUGGUAGUUCUGUCAACCCAUCCAUUGAGGUUGCGCUCCAUGAAAAUGGAACACUUACUGUGGUUGAUCGAUCCGUCUUGUCUAACUUUACCUUCUUGUUUGGAAAACCUCAACCAAAGAGAUUCUGCCCACCCCCCAGUCAAGAAACCAUUGUUCCAUCUAAGAUGCCAGAAAAAGAGCCUGCUCUGUAUAAAUGUGAUAGAUGUGGACAACUGUUCAAAACCUCCAAAAGCUUACAUCUGCAUCAGCAGUAUCGUGCUCUUGAACAGGGGUUCAAAUGCACUCUGUGCUGCAAGGUGUUAAAUGAUCGAGAGAGCCUGCAGAACCACCUUCAAAACCAUGCUCAUGAACGCUUUUAUAGUUGUGGGCACUGUGGAAAGCGAUUCUUAAGACAAGAUUCCUUGCUGUCCCAUCAAAAACAGUGGCAUGGAUCUGCUUCUUCCAGGAUUUUGAGUAGAUCACAGGAAGAUCAAGAAAACAGCAUGGAUAGGUCAUAUCCUUGCAAAUCUUGUGGCUUGCGCUUCUUUUGGUUGUCUGACUUACAAAGCCACCUCAACAGUCAUUCUCGUGUCAAUAAGUCGCCCAAUGAGGUUAUGCAAGAUCAAGCACUUGGAGAAGAAAACAGGAAAAUUGAUGAUAAUUCAGUUAUCUCUCAAUUCAAUGAACCAUGUUGUGGACUGUGUGGCCAAAAUUUUCUCAACACUUCAGAUUUAAGAGAGCAUCAUAAAGUCGAACAUCCAGAUGAGAUUGAAGUAAAGGAUUCUUCAGUUUUACCAGCUAAGGCAAAACAACAAUACCAUGGUGUAAUGCGACACAUGGUUGCAAAGCAGCACAAGCAGUUGCUAAGGGUGAACAUAAAAGGAAAACCUAAGAGAAUCAACAGGGCCACCUAUACUGGUAAAUUAUUCUCCUGCAAGCACUGCCAUCGUGUCUUUGUACACUCAAGCAGUCUCUCGCGUCAUAUGCGAUACCAUAAAGGUACUCUGCAUGCCUGUGUUUAUUGUGGAAGGCACUUUCCACAAAGAUGUGAUGUCACAAGGCAUGUGGCCAUGUACCACGCUUCAGAGCUUCAAUCCAAAUCUCAGGAAGAGUCAACGAUGGAACAUGAGACUGGAAAUGGUGAACAGGAACCUAUGAAAGAAUCAACACAAACAACAAGCGAUGGUGAACAGGAAGAUCUUGAAGAAGAAAAUCAACCCUCAUCCAAGUCAGAAGACCUGUUUGGUUCUCGAUUUAAGAAAACUUUCAAGCCAAAGAUGAAGUAUAAAUGCAAAGAAUGUUGCAGAGUCUUUGGACUACUUAGUGUUUUUCAGCGGCAUAUGGUUCACCACAAGAGAAACCCCUACAGAUUAUUGCUAAGUUGCCCUCUCUGUCCAAGUCGCUUCUCAUUCACCUCUGCUUUAAAUCGCCAUCUUGAGUGUCAUCAUAAAAGAGACCCGGGGACGGAUGUCACAAAACCUCCCGAAACUAAUGACAUUAAUUCCCAAGUUCAACAAGAAGAUUCUCCUACCGAAUAUCCGGAUUCAAAUGCAAAUAUUGACAUGUCAUCAGAAAUACUGAAUGAAUCUUCUGAAUGUUCUCAGAUCUAGUGAUACACAAUAUGGCCAACAGCAUAUGGACACUCUUUUGUAAUUAACAGAUUUGGCUCAUCCAUAAAUGUCAGUAUAAUGGUUAUUCCAUAAACCUUUUUUUUUGUUUGUUUGUUUUUGGGAGGGUGGGCAUAUUUCUUAUCCAGCCAGCCAAUGUCCCUGUGCUCAGAGCUAUCGUCUACUUGUUCAUGUGGUGAAAAAUGCUAGUGACGUGCAAAUCCCUGACCUAACCCCUACUGGAACAUCUUAGGGGGAGGUAUUGAGAUUGCAAACUACGAGCCACUAAAGGGGUUACAUAAUAUUAUUUCCUGACCUACUUCAUGCUCGGCCUUUACAAUAGUGUUCUUUCAAAGAGGGAUGAAAUCUUUUACUGCAGCAAAAGGAAAUACAUUAAUGCUUUUGUUCUACUUGUGUCUUUUGUCUAAAAUAAAAUUUUGAUUACAUGUGAGGUCGGGGACCGAUGUUGGAAAAUGUGUUGAUGUUCUGUACCCAAAGGCAUUUAGGUCUUCAUGCAAGCUGUCCUUCUGGAAAAUGGUUCUACUAAUAUAGUUGUACUAGAGUUGGAAUACCUAGCCACACUGUAAACAAAUUCUGUUAUUUAACAGUUUCCUUAUUUUAUGAUUCACAAGUGUUUUCUGUUUAACUGCUGUUGUGAAUUGCAUUAUGGUACCUUGAUCUCUUCUCUGUUGACCUUUGAUGUUGGAAAUAAAACUCUAGGGUUUAACAAAUUGACUUCUAUUGGCAUUUUAAUAGUUUAAAAUGAUAAAACGUAUACAAAAUAAUGUAGAGAGAAAUAAGUCAAUAAAUAAAAAAAAAUGUAUUGGCAGUUUAUUACAAGUUUUUUGUACAAUAACAUACAACACCAACCCAGACAAUAUAUCACUUUAAACUAUUAAAAAAUAUAAACGUGAAUCACAAAAUAUGAAAAAGCUGCUAAUUUACAGAUAUCUUUUUACUGUGCAGACCUAUUACAAGAGAGUGUCCACACUAAAGAUGUAGUUAAUGUCAGUAACAUUAACAGUGCUCAUAGAUACUGAAACAUUUUACAUUUUCUAUUCUUAAAAUGUUGUACUUCUAUAUCAUUGGGCUUUUCAGAGGUUUCAAAUGAUUGUUUUUCUUGUGUGCUGCAUUUAAUGUAUAUAAAAUGUUCCCAUCAAAUAAUCUUGUGCGUUUUCAGAUUUUUGGAUAUGCUGUUGCAGUUCUAAAUUGUGUCAUACACAAACUUAAGGGACCUGUAAAAGAAUCUUUAUAAUACCAGAGUAUCUGAAAUUUAAUGCAUAUCAGAAGCAAUUCUGCAAUUAUUCAUUAGUACAUUUUAGUAAUUUGUAUUUUAGAUGUUUUUGUAACCAACAACCUAGAUUUCACUAGUCUCCAUACAGGUCAAACAGCGAAGCUUUUAUUUAUUUAUUUUUAUUUUUUGUAUCGCCAUGUUACGAAACAUACUAUUACUAUUCUCUGACAUCAGUAGUUUUGUGCAAGUCUGGUUUCACUUGUUUAAAUAAAGAAUUCUGUUUUUCUUCUA